Messenger RNA from Puntigrus tetrazona (Sumatra barb), 2297 nucleotides. RefSeq names its product hepatocyte cell adhesion molecule-like. The record is from RefSeq and is a predicted model, not a curated record. The coding region runs from base 234 to 1139 and encodes 301 amino acids. The transcript is spliced from 7 exons. NCBI's taxonomy places the organism in Eukaryota, Metazoa, Chordata, Actinopteri, Cypriniformes, Cyprinidae.
UGCAUUAAAGCGCGUCAUAGAAACAAGACUUAUAGUUGUGAACAGUUUCAUUAAUGGUUACCGAUGUUAAGAAAAUGGCAAUUUAGCUACAAGAGGAUUACGUCUAACUCUUGACUUUAUGAUGCCUGGAGGCUUUAUUUAUAUUUUUCUGUUUUUCUUUGCUGUAUUUGCAAAUGAAAAUAAAGGUGAAGUGAAGAAGGGCUUAUACAGUCGUGUGGAGCUCACUGGAGAGAAUGUUACUGAUUCGUUCUCAGUGGAAUGGACCAAACAAAAGGAUCACAAACGUGUCUAUGUUUAAGAAAAAUAGCACAUUCAUGGCUUCAUACAGUGCUUGCUGUGGAACGGUUCAUUUCUUUUUGAACAAUAACAGCCUCGUUAUGGAGAACGUGACCGCAGAAGAUGAAGGAGUAUUCACUGAAACGAUAGUUCUACUAAACAGAACUACAAAACGCCAAAACUUUACAUUAAUCAUUCAAUACCCUCCGAAUGCAACAGAAAUCGUGGUCUCCUGGACCUCCAACACAUCUGUGACUCUCAAAUGUGAAGUGAGCGGCUUAUUUCUGAAUCUGACGUGGAAGAGAGAAGGAGUCCCUAUUCUAGAGAAACACAGACACUCUUUCAGUGAGAGAAACCAAACUCUACACAUCGACAACAUAACCAGCUCUGAUUACGGCACGUACAGCUGUAUUGCUACAAACUCAUACGGACAGUCAGAAAAGCACAUAUGUAUUACUGGUGAGAAUGGGGCUAAAGGUCAAACUCAGUCUGAUCAGAUUGUGCUUUCCAGUGGACUUGCGCUCACAGGUGUUUUGGGACUGUGCAUCGUGAUCUGCUGCCUUUACAAAUAUCAUCACAGGAAAAGAGCAGCAAAUGACAGAUCUACAGCUGAAGGGGGCGCAGACAACGACCUUGCUAUUUAUCAGCAAAUACCUGACAGUGGAGAGGCGAUUGCUUUACCGUACGUCUACACAGACUUCAUUAAACCGAAAGAGAGCGGUCAGGCCCCGGCUGCAGCGAAGCACUUUGAGGACUUUGGUUACUCUGAGGUCGGACUCGCAAGAGGAGAAGAAACCGUCCUUCUGGGUGAACAUGUCUCUAACGAACAGUCCGCAGCGUGCCCUGAUGCUGGAGAGGAAUGAGUGAUACAAGAGACUACAAAACACGAUGGAGUGAAACAGCGAAUGCUAGCAAACUUUCAUACUCACAAAUCUGGUUCAGUGAAACUUGAAAGCGCGACAGAUUUAUAAGCAAGGCUAACGGCUAUUUAAAAAAAAAAAUACAAUAAAGCAGCCACCACUAGAGGACAGCAAAAACAGCUGAAACGCUCAGAAAAAAAGCUGCAAAGCUGUCACUGAAGCGGCGAGAAGAUAUAAGAGCAAAACGGUACAACCUUGUACAUCUUUUACCCCUAAAUGGUGCAUAAUUUAGCACCAGUAUAUUAAAAAGUACACGUUAGUACAUUUUCAACGGAUGCUGUCUCAGUGACACCCUCUUCCCCUUUAUUUCUGAGAGUGUAGCUGCUCUACUACCUUCCAAAUAUUACAAAUAUAGACAAACAUACAUUUUUUUGAUGGACAGUGCAUCUUAAAAAUAACAGUUUCACGAUUACGUGAUUCAAUACGCAUAAUUCGGAAAAAAAUUCAAUGUUAGCUCAAAGUUACCUCUCUUGCCACUUAGCACUGUAUCAUGUGGCCUUGAUAACACACUAUAUGCACUUGAUAAGUACAUAAUAAGUACUUCAGUUUCUUGCAGUAAUGUCGAGGAAACAAUGCUUGAAGUGACACUUCAAAUGCAAACUGCGAGUGGUCCUAAGUGUCCACCCUACUCAUUAGUGACUGUCACACACAGCGAUUAAAUAAAUGGCAUGUGCCUUUCAGAGCAAUUUGGAGCGGAAGCGGUUUGUCUUGCAUGACAAACUCUGUUAAAAGUUCUGUAUAUCAAUUACAACAUGUCAUGGAGUCAGCAGCAGAUUAAUUAAUGUGAGAAGUCAAAUCUAGAUGUCAGUAAAGAGGUCUAGAUGCACUAUCACAAUACACAAUAAGAAACCAAAAAAGGUCAAAGCAUUUGAGAGACAGCUGUUAAUCAUCUGAAGAGUGUAAAUGUCUCACUAAAUCUUUCAUUUACAUUUAGAUAGAGUGCAUUUUUGUAUAUCUAAAGCAAUGCCUUUGUAGGGAUACCUCAGCGCAACCAGGAAUACAUACUGUAGUAGGAUGCAAAGAAUAUGUUUUUUUUUUAGUUUUUCACUCAGAAAAGUCAAAAGAAAAAAGUGAAAUAAAAAUAAAACUAUUUCCUUUUAA